AUGCGUGCUCUCGCCAUCAUCUCUAGUCUGCUGGUGGGGCUCAUGCAAUGGCUGACUGCACAGGAGUCCGUGUACUGGAGCUGCCUCCAAGAAAACGAGACGCUAAUGCGUCCGCUCCCGAUUUGGCGAAGCCUCUGCACGGACAUGGUGGCUGCGGCAGCCAGGAGCAAAGAUGCCGUGGAAGCCCAAGUGGAAGAGCUGUGCAAGCUCUGCUGGGCUUCAGCCUUGGAGGCGGUGGAGUGCCACACGCUACUCAUCGCUGCCAGAGCAGAGGUAGACCACUUAAAGCGCCGGCUAUCGCGAUGCAGCCUAGCCAAGACAAAGCAGCUGGUCUUCCCCGAGGAUGAUCUUUCGGGUGCCAGCAGGCCCUGCUUCGACGGUCCUAGCUUCCUGGAUCAGGAUCAAGGGGAUCUGGUCUUCAACGCUGUUUGGGAUGAGUUCCAGGAUGACGGGACUCCUCCAGGUAGUGAGAUCCCUGUGCUGCUCGACACCGGUAUGAACACGGAGGAGACCGCGGAAGACGUGGUGAGUUUGCAGCGGAGCUGCGAGGAACUGCAAUCGCGGCUCUCCACCACUGAGGUGGAGGCAGCUCGACUUCAGGGCGACGUCACCCACCUCGAGGAGCAGCUCUGCGAAGCGGUGGAGGAGACUCGCACCGCGAAGGGGCACCUCACGGAGGCCCUGGAGCAGCUCACCGAGGCCCAGAGCUCGGAGGCCCUGCUUCAAGGAGCUUACGAGAAGCUUCAAGAGGAGCACGAGCUUGAGAUCAAGCUCCACGAAGACACGAGACACGAGGUGUCCCGGCUUCAGUCGGAGGUGAUGCGUUAUAGGUCUGCAGACAUCGCGUCGCAGGAGAAAAAGGCUUUUCACAGCCGCCGUCCUUCGAGAAGGCCUCUCAAUGACAGUAGGCCACCCUCGUCGCCGCUGCCACUGCUUGCCGGCUCCUCCGUUAGCUUUUCCGAUGCAGCUGCAGCACUGCGCGAGGUGGAGUCCCCAGGAUUCGCGCUCCCCAACCGCCGCAAGGCAAUGCAGGUCUCAACCUCCUUGCCGUCUUUGCAGCGGAGCGGUGCCGAAUCUCAAGGCCAGAGCUCCCUGCUUUCAGCUCCGCGCAGCAAGAGGCCAUUCGUGCUCUGA
Symbiodinium sp. CCMP2592 is the source of this 1134-nucleotide messenger RNA. Lineage: Eukaryota; Dinophyceae; Suessiales; Symbiodiniaceae. The record is from the annotation of a GenBank genome assembly.